AUGAUGAGUAUCAUAGUUAUCCCUGUCUCACUUAAUCGUGGGGAAAAUAUGGUGCUGAUAUUCAGUCUCAAGAUUUUGAGUUAUAUUGAUUGUGUAGGUGUAAAACGUACUCGGAUUAAUGUUCCCUAUAUGGUACCCAAUGAUGUUUCUUCCUUACAUUAUGAAGUGCUUUUGACAAGAAAUGAAGUGGAGAAAUAUUUAAUAUUAAAUGUACUGUGGGAGCUUUUCCAAAUAUUACUGAACAUGCCU
Brenthis ino (lesser marbled fritillary) is the source of this 249-nucleotide messenger RNA. Lineage: Eukaryota; Metazoa; Arthropoda; Insecta; Lepidoptera; Nymphalidae. The record is from the annotation of a GenBank genome assembly.